Messenger RNA from Nasonia vitripennis (jewel wasp), 3714 nucleotides. RefSeq lists its product as uncharacterized. The record is from RefSeq and is a predicted model, not a curated record. Bases 2006 to 3283 code for a protein of 425 amino acids. The transcript is spliced from 6 exons. Lineage: Eukaryota; Metazoa; Arthropoda; Insecta; Hymenoptera; Pteromalidae.
UCUCUCUCUCUCUCUCUCUCUCUCUCUCUCUCUCUCUCUCUCUCUCUCUCUCUCUCUCUCUCUCUCUCUCUCUCUCUCUCUCUCUCUCUCUCUCUUAGACAACGUAAAGCUGAACUUUUUGAUCUCUCUAAAGUCUAUGAUGUUAUCCUUCUCUGCGAAACAUCAACCCCCUUCACAACUUCUCGCUUCAAGGUUUCGUGAUAGCUCGCAAUGACAGACCAGUGGGCAGAGGUGGCGGCACAGCAAUUUGCAUCCGCAACACCAUCCCCUUCCAAACGGUCAACAUCUACAACUCCUUCAAUCACUGGGAAUCCAACGCCAUUUUCAUAGAAACUACACAAGGCGAACUCCUCAUCAUCUCUGCAUACAGACCCCCCAAUACACCCUUUAAUUAUGUUCACCUUAGUAAUUUUCUUGACUCUAUCUCCUCCUACAGAUCUAUUUUCCUGGCAGGUGAUCUCAACUGCCACAAUACAGCCUGGGGCAGCAGCUUCUCCUGCAACCUUGACCUUUCACUCUUCUCAACAACCACAACACACUCAAUCUUCUCGAACUCCCAGUACUCCGUGCAUAUGCACGCCUCAAAAGAUAUCGCCCUUUCAUUCACUCGUCGGACGUCCUACCCUGCUUCAUUUAUUCCCUUGACUCUCAAAUAUUUGUCCCCAACACGGACAUGGAUCUCGGUCCCACCAUUAAACGCUCCCCUAAUCCGCCCAGAACCUUCCAACUCUCAUUUCAAUCUCUUCUACUUUCUUCCACUACUUUCUACACUGAUGGUUCCAAAUCCUCUGAGGGAUCCUAUGUCGGCCUAGGCAUCUUUUCUCCAAAUCUGAACCUCAAUCUCCGAGUCCGCAUCUCCUCUCAUGCUUCUAUCGCCUCGGCAGAGGCCCUCGCCAUUCAGCUUACCCUGGAAUAUAUUCUGGACCAUAAAAUUCCCAACUCCUCUAUCUUUACUGAUUCUCUAAGCACCAUUCAAGCCAUCUCUAAUCUUGAAGACUUUAUCACAUCUCCUAUAAUUUCCAUUUAUAAAAUUAAGCUCCUUCUCCUCCGCCUCUCUGAAGAUAGCCAAAGUGUUCGCCUUAUUUGGAUUCUUAGCCACCUCGGAAUUCCCGGCAACGAAACAGCCAACCUGCUUGCUAAAGAAGCCUCCAGCGCUGGCUCUACCCUCGAUUUCUUGCUUCCUUACUCCGAUUUCUUCCCUCUUAGUCUCCCUCUAUCCCGCAUUGAAUUUAAUAACUACCUCAACCACUAUCGCACCAACACAUGUUGCAACUACUUCUCUGUCUACAAACUCAAUUCUACUAAACCCUGGUUUAACUCUCUUCUCCUGGAUCGUUCAACAAUCACCUCUGUCUGUCGCAUGCGCAGCAACCACUACAGUCUUGCCCUCAACCUCUACAACAAGAACCUUGUCGACUCCCCCCUCUGCCCUUGCGGAGAGGAGGUUGAAGACCUCAACCAUGUCUUUUGGGCCUGUUCCCGCUUUGGCGUUCAACGCUCUGCCAAAUGCAAGCUCUUCCAUCCCUUCAUUAUCUCUUCUUUUCUUUACCAGCCUCGACCUGACUUAAUCGAUUCUCUCCUUCGCUUUUUAACCGAUUGUGACCUACACAUUUAACCCCGCUCUUUCCCUCUCCGAGCUCCCGAGCUCCUGAUCUGUCUUGCUCUCUGCAUGCACCCUUCGCACUCUUUUUCUUUCUUGCAGCACGUAUCCCUCACGGGAUGCGCAGUGCCUCCUUGACGCCCGCCCUGCGGGCCCGGGGAGCCUUCGGUCUCCUCCGGGCCCGUUGAUGGGCUUGGGAGGCGCUACCUUUGUUCAUUCUUCUAUUGCAGGGUGCUGACGUUCCGGAGCUGGGAUCUCACACAUUUUCAAACUCUCCCGCAUUUUCUCUACGCAUGCGCUGCAUGCCAACAGUCUGUUGAUAACCAAUCUCCAGAAAGGACGCAUGGCAACUGCUGACUUGAAUUAAAGCAACUUUAUCACUUAGUCGGAGAAUACAUCAUCAAAAUGUCGGGAAAAAACGCCAAAGACGUCAGUCUUUUGAAAAGAGUAAGCAUCUAUUUCACCGAAGAUGUGCUGAAAAAAGUCGUAGCGCCUGAAAAUCCAAACAACGUGGAAAUACUGAGUUGGGACUUCGGCGACGCGUCGGCUAAAGGCGAUAGCUACAUGUCAAUAGUCGAUCGCGUUACAAUACUCAGCAAAAUCGAUGGAAAAAUUGUCGAGACGCGUAUCGUCGUGAAAAGCUUGCCCCAGAACAAGGCGAGGAGAAUCACCUUCAGAAGCGUCGAAUUUUUCGAUACGGAAAUCAUCUUUUACACUGAGAUAGCGCCAAGAUUUGAGAAGUACCUGAAAUCCAAAGGAAAGAGCGACUUUUUGAACAUUCCUCGUUGCCUCGCUUACCAUCACGACAAGGAGAACGACUUCCUGGUUCUGCAGGACGUCGGGUUACUGGGCUACGGUCCGCUUUGUCGACAAGCCAGUCUGAGCUACAAGCAAUGUAAAUGCGUGGCCGAGAGUCUCGCUAGAUUCCACGCGAUUUCGUUUGGCUUCAAACACGAGAAUCCAGAGGAAUAUGCCAAGAUGGCAGACAUGCUCACGGAGACCUUCUACAGAGAGGACAUCUACGAGAACUGGUACAAUCGUUUCUUUGACACGGUCCUAACGAGGAUCGCCAAAGACGCCUUGGCAAAGGAAUAUCCAGGCAGUAAGGGCGAGAAGGUCUUCAACUCUUACGGGCCUGGAGCUUUAGUGAGAAAGUCCAUCGAACUUUGCCACAGAAAGCACGAGCCGACGGCGGUCAUCGGUCAGGGCGACGCCUGGGCGCCGAACUUUUUGGCUCGAGAGAAUGAGUCGGGCAAGAUCGAAGCGCUCAUGCUCGACUUUCAGCUGGCCAGAAGCGCGAGUCCGGUAAUCGAUCUAUCAUUCUUCAUCUACGCCUGCACUGAUCAGCGAAUGAGGGACAAGUACUACGAGAAAAUUCUCGACGAUUACUACAACGAGCUCGUAAAGUCUGUAAAGCUGCUCGGUGUGGAUCCGGACGUGGUCUAUCCACGCGAUGUCUUCCAGAAAGAGAUAAAAGAACAGUCGGUGUGCGGAUUUACGUUCGCGUUAGAGGCUGUUCCGUUCACGAUGAUGCCGCCCGAAGAAGCCUUCGAUUUGGAUCAGAUUAAAGAAGAUCAAGUCGAUAUUUCAGACGUGUGGACUCUACCGAAUAUUAAGUCCGCCGAGAAUAGACGGCGACAUGCCGAGAUGAUUUUGAAUGCCGUUGAUAGCGGAUUUAUAUAACUUUGCAUUUUAUAUGUGAUAACGCGAGUAUUAAGACGAAUUUAUGUAAGAACAGAAUUUCUAAGCCUGUGAAAAAUACGCACAAUUCCUAACGAACUGCUCAUUGUAUUUUUAAAAAUAAGCUGACUUUGAAUUAAUGUUUACUGUAUGUUUUUAUGAUCUUACCAUGGAAUAAGACUGCAUGUAAUUAUAUUUUCGUAUUUACACUGCUGUAGCGCAGACAAUAAAAUUUAAUGAAAAUCUUUGACUGACAAUUAUGUAAGUUUUCGAAAAACGAAAAGCAAAGCAAGAGUGAUUUAUGAACAGCCACACGUUGCUUACAUAAGAUAACUAAGCAUUUUACAACUCUCAAUCUAGCUUUGAAAUGUAUGCAUGUACCUAUGUAGGUAUUACGAGUAAUAAAUAUGUAUAUUCGACACUCGUACAGUAAA